This is a messenger RNA of Acanthosepion pharaonis, 2169 nucleotides long. The record is from the annotation of a GenBank genome assembly. NCBI's taxonomy places the organism in Eukaryota, Metazoa, Mollusca, Cephalopoda, Sepiida, Sepiidae.
AUGGGGAACUCAUAUGGCCAUGUAAUUCAUGCUUAUUUGCACCCAGAAGAAGCUCCGGAUUGGAAUAAACCACCAACGUUCGAUCCAAAUGUGGGCUUUCCAAAUGGACGAAAACCUCGAGUUAUGGUUGCCACCCAAGAAGAAUUAAACAUGCACAAUAUUCCCCUGGACAAACGUGACUAUUGUGCCCACCAUUAUAUAAAAUGGAUGACAUGUCGGAAACAGGUGUAUCCCUUUACUACAAAAUGUCAUCAUGAAAAACAUGAAUAUGACCAGUGUGAAUUUGAUGAUUGGGUUCUUCGCAUGAAGGAAUACGAGCGUGAAAAACGAUUGAAAAUGCGAGCUGCUCGUAUCAAAGCAAAAAAAGAGGCAGAAAUAAGCGAGUUGUACAAAUGUAAAGGAGGGACACUUUACGUUGAACACCGCUUCGGUGUUAGUUCCCAUGUGCGCUCUUCCAAUACGGAACACAAGUUCGAUGGUGUUUUGAAAUUAGCAAUGUGUGGAAUUUGCUGCAUUUUUGGUCCGGCAGAUAAUGUUACCUUAAAAGAGAAGGAACAUUUGGUAUCUUGUUCCAGAAUUGGGAACCGUGGUCCUGAUGCCUGUAAAUGGGAAUCCAUUAAUCUUUCUAACCAAACACUAGCUGCAUUCUGUGGCUAUGUUCUCCACCUUCGUGGCCAGUUGACCCCACAACCACUGACUGACAAACAUGGAAAUUUACUUCUUUGGAAUGGUGAGGUAUUUGGUGGAUUAUCUCCAUUACAGGAAGAUGAUAAUGAUACUCAAGUCCUCCUGGAGCAUUUGGCUUCUUGCAACAAUGAUAAACAACUGGUAUCUUUAUUCUCUUAUCUGCAAGGACCAUGGGCUUUUAUCUAUUGGCAGGCUGCAAGCCAGAAACUAUGGUUUGGCAGAGAUGUCUUUGGGCGUCGGAGUCUUCUGUGGCAUCUUCCAGAGUCAACACAGGAUGUUUUUAUACUGAGCUCUGUCCGCAUAGGAAUCCAGGACUUUGUAGAACUCCCGUCCUUAGGAAUCUUUUGCCUAAAAUAUGACCCUGAAACAACCAAUCACGGGUCUAAGCAACUGACCCUCUAUCCCUGGUUGAACACCGUUUGGCCUGCUACAGGAGAAUACAUUGAUGGAGACCUUGAAUCUAAAACAGCUGAUAUUCUUUCUCAUUGUUCUUGUAUAUCAUUGCACAUAUCAUCAUAUACACCUCAUACAUUUCUUCCUUCAAUUUGCAAAGAUCUUCCUCCUACAAAUUAUAACAUCAUUCAUGGAAAUGCAAGUGUAGCUAUCUUAUUUUCUGGAGGCUUAGAUGCCACUGUCAUUGCAGCAUUAGCUGACCGCUACAUUCCAUCUGAAGAACCAAUUGAUUUACUGAAUGUGGCUUUUGCUGCUAACACAGAGAGUAACAGAAAAACAAAUAAGAAAGGAAGGCAAUCAAAAGGUUUUGAUCAACAAACAAAGGAAACCAUGACCUCUCCAUUUUCUGUUCCUGACCGUCUCACUGGUUAUGCUGCUCUCCAAGAGCUGAAUCCAAACAGAAGGUGGAAUUUCAUUGAAGUAAAUAUCAUUUUGGAAGAGUUACAGCAAACCAGAAAGAAUCAAGUGGCUGACCUGCUAUAUCCCUUGUGUACAGUUCUGGAUGACAGUAUUGGUUGUGCAGUGUGGUUUGCUGCUCGAGGCCAAGGAAUUCUGGGAAAUGGUCCCCAUAAAGGACAUCCUUACUGCAGUCAUGCAAAGGUAAUUCUCUGUGGAAUGGGAGCAGACGAAUUAUUUGCUGGGUAUUCAAGGCACAGAGUUUGUUUUAGUAAAGGUGGCUGGGAGGGUCUUAUUGAAGAAAUGCAAGUGGAAAUUAAUCGAAUCUCUUCUCGAAACCUUGGACGUGAUGAUCGAAUUAUAUCUGAUCAUGGCCGAGAGGCAAGGUUCCCUUAUCUGGAUGAGAAAGUUACAAACUUCCUAACAAAACUUCCUGUACAUAUUAAGACUAAUCUAACACUAGUACGUGGACUAGGUGAGAAAUUGUUACUCCGUCUCUGUGCUCUCCAUCUGGGCCUCCCAACCACAGCUAUCCAACCCAAGAGAGCCAUCCAGUUUGGUUCAAGGAUUGCCAAAUUAGAGAACUCAAAGGAGAAGGCUAAUGAUGUAUGUAUAAGAUUAGGUACAAAAUAA